Polyodon spathula (Mississippi paddlefish) is the source of this 4108-nucleotide messenger RNA. RefSeq names its product ligase III, DNA, ATP-dependent (gene lig3). Gene Ontology annotation, cellular component: DNA ligase III-XRCC1 complex. The record is from RefSeq and is a predicted model, not a curated record. The coding region runs from base 169 to 3183 and encodes 1004 amino acids. NCBI's taxonomy places the organism in Eukaryota, Metazoa, Chordata, Actinopteri, Acipenseriformes, Polyodontidae. The transcript is spliced from 21 exons. Gene Ontology annotation, molecular function: DNA ligase (ATP) activity; zinc ion binding; ATP binding. Gene Ontology annotation, biological process: DNA recombination; DNA biosynthetic process; double-strand break repair via alternative nonhomologous end joining.
AAAAGGGCCAGCGUGGCUGGAAUUUAAAGGGGAAAUUAAACAGUGAAAAUUAAUGUUGUGACGAUAAAGAAAACCCAGCGGUCGUUAAACUAGUCCAUCGUAAUCGAAAUAAACUGCUAAGAAUCGGAGAGCAGGAGGUGAAAAAGUCCAUGCUGAUAAACACGCUUCAUGCUUAAACUUCACACUGGCCUCCUUCGCUUGGUAACAAGAACUUUCCACGAAAAAGCAGGGGUUACCGUCGCCAGAUACCGGCUCUCUGUUUCCGAACUCAAGACCCCAGCAGCCAGGCAGUGUUUGGCAUUCCGAAUCCCACUUUUUCCCUCUCGGGCCUUCAAACACAGGUCAAGCCUGGGUUUUUCCCAAACGCCAUUCUCCCAGGGUUUCCAUCUCUCUUGCGGGGUCUCCAGUGCUGACACCAUGGCUGAACAGAGGUUCUGUGUGGAAUAUGCCAAACGUGGCACAGCCGGCUGCAAGAAGUGCAAGGAUAAGAUUAUGAAGGGGCUGGUACGUAUUGGUAAGGUGGUCCCCAAUCCCUUCACUGAAUCUGGGGGUGAUAUGAAGGAGUGGUACCACGUCAAGUGCAUCUUUGAGAAGUUUGAGAAGGCUCGGGCUACCACCAAGAAAAUCGAGGACAUUACUGACCUGGAGGGCUGGGAAGAACUGCAGGAUGAGGAGAAGGAGCUCAUCAACAAACACAUCUCAGACUUGGCUGCCAAGGCUGCUGCUAGCCCCAAGAAGAAGGUCCAGGCCAAGCUGAGCCCUGGUGGCCAGUUGACCUCCCCCUCCACCCAACUGACCAGCCCCUCUCCCCGCAAGUUCUCAGGAUUCUCAGCUACAAAGCCUGGGACCUCAAGUCCGGCUCCUGCCACACAGGGCAGUAAGCUCUCUGCGCAGUACUGUGACCCCACCCAUAAAGACUGCCUGUUCAGGGAGUUCCGUAAACUGUGUGCCAUGGUGGCUGACAAGCCCAGUUACAACGUCAAGACCCAGAUCAUCCAGGACUUCCUGAGGAAGGGCUCCACGGGAGAUGGUUUUCAUGGAGACCUGUUCCUGACGGUGAAGCUUCUGCUUCCUGGAGUAAUCAAGAGUGUUUACAACCUGAACGACAAGCAGAUUGUCAAGCUGUUCAGCAGAAUCUUCAACUGCAACCAGGAAGAGAUGGUCCAAGACCUUGAGCAGGGCGAUGUCUCAGAGACAAUUCGAAUAUUUUUUGAAGGUAGCACAUCUUUUCCUCCGUCGUCAAAGAGCUUGCUGACUAUCCAGGAUGUGAACGCGUUUCUGGAGCGACUGUCUCAACUCACGAAGGAAGACGAGCAGCAGAAAGAGCUGGAGGACAUCUCCAGGAAGUGCACAGCCAAUGAUCUGAAAUGCAUCAUCCGACUUAUUAAGCACGAUUUGAAAAUGAACUCUGGAGCCAAACAUGUUCUGGAUGCAGUGGACCCCAAUGCAUAUGAUGCCUUCAAGGCCUCGCGGAACCUAGGAGACGUGGUAGACAGAGUCCUGAGGAACCAGCAUGAAGCUGCGAGCAGCUCUGGGCCCAGGAAGAUCCUGAGCGUGGAGGCCUCACUCAUGACCCCUGUUCAGCCCAUGCUGGCCGAGGCAUGCAAGUCGAUCGAAUACGCCAUGAAGAAGUGUCCCAACGGGAUGUACUCCGAGAUCAAGUACGACGGCGAGCGUGUGCAGGUGCACAAGAACGGAGACCACUUCAGCUACUUCAGCCGCAGCCUGAAACCUGUGCUGCCACACAAAGUGGCUCACUUUAAGGAGUUCAUUCCCCAGGCCUUCCCUGGGGGGAACAGCAUAAUCCUGGAUGCGGAGGUGCUGCUGAUCGACACCAGCACCAGUAAACCACUGCCGUUCGGGAGUCUGGGGGUGCAUAAGAAAGCAGCCUUUCAAGAUGCCAAGGUCUGCCUGUUUGUGUUCGACUGCAUCUUCUUCAACGGAGUGAGUCUAAUGGACAGGCCUCUCUGUGAACGAAAGAAGUUUCUUCAUGAAAACAUGGUGGAGAUCCCAAAUCGGAUUCUCUUCUCUGAAAUGAAGCGUGUUACUAGGGCCGCUGAUCUUGCUGACAUGAUCACACGAGUGAUCCGAGAAGGCUUGGAGGGGCUGGUGCUGAAGGAUGUCAAGGGUCUCUAUGAACCUGGGAAGAGGCACUGGCUGAAGGUGAAGAAGGACUACUUGAAUGAAGGAGCCAUGGCAGAUACUGCUGACCUGGUGGUAUUGGGGGCCUUCUAUGGGACUGGCUCCAAGGGCGGGAUGAUGUCAGUUUUCUUGAUGGGCUGCUAUGACCCUGCAUCCCGACAGUGGUGCACGGUGACCAAGUGUGCGGGCGGGCACGACGAUGCCACACUCGCACGACUGCAGAGCGAGCUGGACAUGGUGAAGAUCAGCAAGGAACCAAGCAAAAUCCCCGGCUGGUUAAAAAUCAACAAAAACUACUAUCCAGAUUUUGUAGUUCGUGAUCCCAAGAAAGCUGCGGUGUGGGAGAUCACUGGCGCCGAGUUCUCCAAGGCAGAAGCUCACACCGCUGACGGCAUCUCCAUCCGCUUCCCACGAUGCACCCGUAUCCGUGACGACAAGGACUGGCAGAGCGCAACCAACCUGCCGCAGCUCAAGGAGUUGUUCCGCUUAUCAAAGGAGACGUCUGAUUUCGAGGUGACCGCGGGCCCUUCGAAGAGCUCCUCAGGGGGGGAGAGUGCGGGCAGCACCCCUCCCUCCACCUCCACUGCCAGCUCCAGCAAGCUCACCGCUGCAAGCAGCAACAGCGCCACGAGAGCGCCCCCUCCUGUUAAGACUGAGAACCCUUCACCUGGGAAAGCUGUCAAGAGGAAACAGCCUGUAGAAGAAAAGCACACAAAGAAGUUGAAAAAAUCAGAAACGUUGCAAAGCAAUGGGCAAAGCAAAGUGAAAGCCGAGUCGUCUCAGCCCAUCGCACCCGCUCAGGAGAAGACUCUGCUUGAUAUAUUCACUGGGGUAAAGCUGUAUCUUCCAGACUCAGUCCAGGAUUUCGGAAAGCUUCGCCGUUAUUUUAUCGCCUACAAUGGAGACCUGGUGCCUGAAUACGAUGUAGCCAUGGCAACACACACUGUGGGGGAGCUGGAGGAGGCGUCGGAGGCGAAGCGCGUCACCACGCACUGGAUCUGGGAGUGUAUCAGACGACGCAGGGUCGUGCCACCUUGCUGAGGCUGCAGCUUCCCCCCUCAAUACUGUACAGGAUAUGUGUAGAACUGGGACCCGGAGCAGUGAAUCGCAACUUUAAGAACUGUUGUCAAAGAAAUGUAAUAAUGAAACAGGAAUAUUGCUCAGCUAUUAUUUGAACUCUGUCGUGGAGAGAUUUAUUGUAGAAAGAGGGUUUUUCCAAAUCUACGACUUCUGAAGUAAAAUAAAAUAACAUUUUGAAGUGCUAAAAUGAAAUAAAUGCAAUGAUACCGUUUAGACUACAACAACCUUCUCAGAACUUGUAACCUGCCCCUUAAAACACCUGGAGGAAUUAAGGGGCAGGUUACAGAUUGCAUCCACUAGGGGCAAUGUGUUGCCGGGGACAGGUUAAAGACGCUCGAUGGAUUCGGGGGUUAGGCAUGAUUCUGAGCUCUUUAUUGAGGUCACAGGGGUGCUUGUUUUAGUUUUAAAUAUGAUGACACAGAAAAUGAACAAGUUGGCAAACAAAGUGUCUUUUAAAUGUAACUUUUUAAUUAGCCCUAUCCCUGCAUGUCUUUAUCCCUCAGAACAGAUAUAACACUGGCUUCCUAUCCUCUCCCUCUUUGGUGAGGAGACUAACCUGUAUUCAAACAGCAUCAGUACUGGCCAAGAAUUGUAUUUUUCAGGAAUAACUUCUGUGAACUACAUGUUAACAGCUUUUUAAAAUAAAAUGCCUACUUCAAUUUUUGAAAUUGCAGUUUGCAAGCCUUUUCAAUGCUGGUGAGAGGUGAGGUGCAGUGGGCUACAAUCAAUGAGCGACAGACUGAAAUAGGAACCUGAAAGUAAUGAAUCCUCCGAAUUCCCCAAGCCAAUCACCUUUUUGCACCCAGACACUUGAGAGUGGAUGUUGGCAAUCUACCAUGUCCGGCCAGCCCUGCAGGGCUCCACUUGAGCUUACCAAGGCCAGUAG